AUGCCUCGAGAUGAUCGUGACGCGGCGCCGCCGGUUUUUCGGCCUGGGAAGAUACUCGGCAAGCGCUGGAAGGUCGUCAAGAAGAUUGGCGAGGGCGGUUGUGGAGCCGUCUACAGGGUGAUGGAUACACAGACCAAGAUCGAGGCGGCCCUGAAAGUCGAAUCGAACAACGUACCUGGCGGCAGUGUGCUGAAGAUUGAAUUGACCGUCUCCAGCCAGGUGCGCACUGGGAUCAACAUCUUGUACGGGUUGAAGCAGUUGCAUGAUAUCGGCUUCGUCCAUCGUGAUCUGAAACCGGCGAACCUUGCCAUCGGCCCGCCGAACACUUGGCCAGCCCAUUUCGUGCACGUGCUCGAUUUCGGGCUUUCCCGUGAAUAUGCUCAGAUGGUUGAGCCAGGGAAAUACGGAUUACGGCGCCCGCGAAGCAAGUGUCUCUUCAGUGACAAGAAAGAAGUGGCCGAGGUGAAACGGUCGACCGCCGACAAAAUGCUCUUAUACAACUGUCCCGUGCAACUCCUCGAGUAUGCCGAGCACCUUCGCGAGCUCAACUACUACACGCGCCCAAACUACCGAAAGCUGUACGAAACGCUGGCUGACGUGAUGAAUGAUGGGGGCUUCAAGUACGACUGGGAAAGGGUGGCCGUGCGUCCGAGUCGCAGCUUUGAUGCUUUUCGAGGAUCUAGCGAGGAUUUGCAGACCGCCCACACCGCACCCUCUCACGAGAAAAUCGGCAGCCGCGAGAAUGUUGCGGCGGAAGGCAAGAGCACGAUGGUCGAGCCAGCCGACAAGCCUUCCGAGUUCAGCCCCGGCCCGAAUGAGCCCCUGCCGCUUGCCAAGUACGGCGAUCCCGACAACCCGUUCCCCGUCGAAGAUUUUGAGACGAACCCGCUACAACUU
This is a messenger RNA of Mesorhabditis spiculigera, 897 nucleotides long. NCBI's taxonomy places the organism in Eukaryota, Metazoa, Nematoda, Chromadorea, Rhabditida, Rhabditidae. The record is from the annotation of a GenBank genome assembly.